UCGUAUUAUUCAUGGCUCAAUUCUCUGUUUUCUAAGUAACAAAAGUCACGCGUGAGAUAUUAAAGUCACUAUAAAAGGAGAUCCUUUGCAUCUUCUGUGUUCUUGCUUGCUUUACUUCUUUCAUCUCUUGCUUUUCCCUCCGUGAUUUCUUGAUUCUGUCCGGAUCAAAGAAGACUCUUUUUGUCUUCUCAAGGCGGAUUUAUAUAGAAAUCACUUGCCUUUCUCUUGAAAUUGUUUAGAUGAUUUAAGGAGGGAAAAUAAGGAGAGAGAGAGAGAGAGAGAGAGAGAGAGAGAAGAAGACGAAGAAGAAAAGCAUCGUUUUUUCUUUAACUUUGGCAUUUCUCAAAUGUUGCGAAGGAGACUGCUCAUACUCUCUUUUUCUCGUGUUCGUAAGACAGAUUAGAAUUUUUGGUUUGUAGGGUUUUGUCUUAUCUGGGCGAUAAUGCCUAGAGAGUGAUUUAUAAGAUUAUUAAAUACUCUUUUUUUUAUUUCUGGGUUGUUGGGUUUAUCGCUUAAUUACGAUGCAAAGAGUACACAAUAAACCAAUUGAUUCCAUCGGAAAAACUCCGUCUGCCACCGUUAAACAUCACUUGAUCAAACAGAGCAACGGCGGAGUAACGGCGGCGGAUAUGCAGGAACCGAGCAUCGAGACGGAUAAGCUCAGCUACGAGAUUUUCUCGAUUCUCGAAAGCAAGUUCCUUUUCGGGUACGACGAACCCAAGCUCAUGGAAUCACGGAGCAGCUCCGAUCAGGAAACGUCACCGGCGAUUGCGGGAGCCAUAAACGGCGUCGUUCCGGGAUCGAUUAAGAACCAGAGAGGGAAAGUCUGUGUUUUGAGCAUCGACGGCGGAGGAAUGAGAGGGAUUAUACCCGGAAAGGCUUUGGCUUAUCUGGAACACGCGUUGAAAUCGAAAUCGGGUGACCCGAAUGCCCGAAUCGCCGAUUACUUCGACGUCGCUUCCGGUUCCGGUAUCGGUGGGAUUUUCACGGCGAUGCUUUUCGCUUCAAGCGACGGUGACCGUCCGAUCUUCAAAGCGGAUGACACGUGGCGGUUCCUAGCGAAGAACGGCAAAAGCUUCUACAAGUCACAACCGGGAAGGAUACUAAACCGGGUCAUGAAAACCGGGUCGAGUUCGAAGCUUGAGAAAUCGAUGAAGGACUCAUUCGCUGAGCUUACGCUUAAAGACACGCUUAAACCGGUGCUGAUUCCUUGCUACGACCUCACUAGCUCCGCACCGUUCCUCUUCUCACGUGCCGACGCGUUAGAAACGGACGGCUACGAUUUCAAGCUGUGGGAGGUUUGUAAAGCCACGUGGGCCGAACCGGGAGUGUUCGAGCCGGUUGAGAUGAGAUCAGUGGACGGUAAAACGCGGUGCGUUGCGGUUGAUGGUGGUUUAGCUAUGAGUAAUCCAACGGCUGCAGCGAUCACUCACGUGCUGCAUAACAAGCAAGAGUUUCCGUUUGUUAGAGGCGUUGAGGAUUUGCUUGUGCUGUCUCUUGGUACAGGACAGUUGGUUGAUGUGAAGUAUGAAUGUGAUAAGGUCAUGAAGUGGAAGGCUAAGCAUUGGUCUCGACCUGCGGUUCGGAUUUCUGCUGAUGGAGCUGCUGAUACUGUGGACCAGGCCGUUUCCAUGGCGUUUGGUCAUUGCCGGAGGAGUAACUACGUCCGUAUUCAGGCGAAUGGGUCAAGCUUUGGUCCGUGUAGACCAAACAUAGACACGGACGCUAGUCCAAGCAAUGUGAAUAUGCUGUUGGGAGUAGCAGAGGAGAUGCUGAAGCAGAAGAAUGUGGAAUCGGUUCUGUUUGGUGGUAAGAAAAUCAAUGAAGAGAGUAAUUUUGAGAAGCUGGAUUGGUUAGCCGGUGAACUUGUGCUUGAACACCAGAGGAGGAGUUGCAGAAUCGCUCCCACUGUAGCGUUUAAGCAAUCCGGCGAGAGAAGAGCCGAUCAGAAGACGGUGUUCAAGGAUAUUGAUUGUAUGUUUUGAAGAGAUUCAUCUUCUAAUUUAAGGGUUUUAAUUUGUAUAGAUUAAUAUCUUGAGUUCCGAGAAGAAAGCCAACAUCAUUUUCGAAGUAGGCCACUUUCUCGUAUAUUAUAAGUCCUAAAGGAUGUGUUAUUUUUGCUUUGUUAAAAUGUAAUUUCUAUUGACUCAGAAAG
Messenger RNA from Eutrema salsugineum, 2155 nucleotides. Its product is annotated as patatin-like protein 6. Gene Ontology annotation, biological process: lipid metabolic process. NCBI's taxonomy places the organism in Eukaryota, Viridiplantae, Streptophyta, Magnoliopsida, Brassicales, Brassicaceae. Bases 522 to 1985 code for a protein of 487 amino acids. The transcript is spliced from 2 exons. The record is from RefSeq and is a predicted model, not a curated record.